Molecule: messenger RNA, 1772 nt
Organism: Pungitius pungitius (ninespine stickleback)
Lineage: Eukaryota; Metazoa; Chordata; Actinopteri; Perciformes; Gasterosteidae
Gene: dhrs3b
Product: dehydrogenase/reductase (SDR family) member 3b
Exons: 6
Coding region: 469-1377 (302 amino acids)
Biological process (GO): regulation of retinoic acid receptor signaling pathway; retinoid metabolic process
Cellular component (GO): lipid droplet
Molecular function (GO): all-trans-retinol dehydrogenase (NAD+) activity
Source: RefSeq, a predicted model, not a curated record
CACCCGACCACUCCGGGCAGACUGGCUCUGGAGCAAAUAAUACUCAUCCCCACUUAACAUGUCAAUCAGGAUUAAUGCCCUUCCAAACCUCCCCUCUAGGUUCAUCCAGGUCCUUUCACUGGUGCGAGCAGCGGGGCCAGGGCAGAGGCGGCCGUAUAUAAAGGGCAGGACGGGGGACAGCAACACAACACCAGAGCCCCAGCGGUGUGAGCAGCGCGCACCGCGGAGCUCUCUGCGCCUCGACCAGCGGGGGACCCACUUGCGCACGGGAUGCGCGUCGACUGUCAUGUCACGGCGUCUGCCUUUUAAAAAAAUUAAUAUAUGUGUAUAUAUUUGGCCCGAGGACCACUCGUGCAAGCGCUUCUGGGGCAGCAGGCGAGAUCGUUUGCAUGCGGAUAAACUCUCACCAGCAGCAGUUCGCGAGUCGCCGGUUCGUGCACGCAGAGCUGCCCGCGCGCCCUCUCCGCCAUGGAUCUGAGGAGCGCGUGUCGGAUGUGCCUCUUCCCGCUCCAGAUGUUCUACUAUGUGCUCCGAGCCGGUUUGUUUUCGCUGCUGCCCAGCAGAAGGAAGGACCUGACCGGGGAGGUGGUACUGAUCACCGGCGGGGGACGAGGCAUCGGACGUCACCUGGCCAAAGAGUUCGCCAAGCAGGGGGCCAGAAAGGUGAUCCUAUGGGGCCGAACAGAAAAGUGCCUCCAAGAAACAGCAGAAGAGAUCUGUCUCUCGGGGACAGAGUGCCAUUACUUCAUCUGUGACGUGGCCAAUCGGGAGGAAGUAUACAAGCAGGCCAAGGUUGUUCGAGAAAAGGUGGGAGACGUCUCCAUAUUGGUGAACAACGCCGCCGUCGUCCACGGAAAAACUCUAAUGGACAGCGACGACGACGCCCUCCUGAAGUCCCAGCACAUCAACACCUUGGGGCAGUUCUGGACCAGUAAAGCCUUCCUGCCUCGGAUGCUGGAGCUGCGGCACGGCCACGUGGUGUGCAUCAACUCCAUCCUGUCCCAGUCGCCCAUCCCGGGGGCCAUAGACUACUGCACCUCCAAGGCCUCGUCGCUGGCCUUCAUGGAGAGCCUGACGCUGGGGAUGCUGGACUGCCCCGGCGUCGGCUGCACCACCGUCCUUCCCUUCCACACCAGCACGGAGAUGUUCCAGGGCUUGAGAGUCAGGUUCCCACAGCUAUUUCCACCCCUCAAACCGGAGGUAGUUGCUCAGAGGACCGUUGAUGCAGUCAGAGCUGACAAGGCCUUCCUCUACCUGCCCUGGACUAUGCAUGCCCUUGUCAUUUUAAAAAGCUUCAUGCCACAAGUUGCACUUGAAGAAAUCCACAGGUUUUCUGGGAGUUACACCUGCAUGAACACAUUCAAAGGGAGGACAUGAACCUGGAUUGCACACAACGUGAGAGAGACCCGAAACCCCCUGUGGUGUUAUGAAGGGAAUAUGGACCUUAAGACGUCUGGAAGCGGAAGAGGCCCAGUGAUAGUGGGAAGACAUGCAAAGAAACAUGUUACUCCUGCAGGUAGAAUUAAUCGAUAAACUGCAAGAUACGCCCUGGUCGAAUUUUUUUGUGUGUUUGCGUGUGUGUGUGUGUGUGUGUGUGUGUGUAAUAUGGAGGACUGGAUGCCAUUCAUACUUUGAGCAGAAGCCAUGAAUAAGUCCGCACCAGUAGUUAUUCUGGGAGUUUUUCCACGACACUUGUUUUAGCCGUUUUUUUACACAUAUUUUUUAUUCACAUGCCUUUGAAUCCAAACCAGAUAAUAAAACAGAGUUUUAGA